Messenger RNA from Leptosia nina, 912 nucleotides. The record is from the annotation of a GenBank genome assembly. NCBI's taxonomy places the organism in Eukaryota, Metazoa, Arthropoda, Insecta, Lepidoptera, Pieridae.
AUGGCGGAGGACAGUACUGCUUCAAGAAAAUAUAUUUGCUACCAGCCUUUGUUGCUGAUUCUUAAAAUGUCGCGAAUGUUUGGAAUAGCCCCUUUGACAUUCGGAUCUGAUAGUAUUAAGUUUUCACGGGCUUAUUAUAUCUACAGUCUCAUUUUUAUAGCAGCUUUAAAAGCGACAAUAUUUGUAGGUUUCGUGCUAGAUGUGACUAACCCAGACCAGUCGCUGCGUGCGCGCACAUCCACUUCUCGUAUCAUCUGGCUAGCAUAUCUGAUCGUUCUGACAGCUGUCACAGUGGUAGGAUGCUGCGAGUCUCCCACUCGAUGUAAAUGUAUGCUUAAUGCUCUCCAUCGCAUCGAAGAGAUAAAAGAUCUAAUGGGAGGUGUUAAAUCAACACCUUCUGAUCUGAUGUGCAUUUACGCAACGAUCUUUAUGUUUUUGUCUGUUGUUAUCGUUUUAUCUCUUAUUGAUUUGCAACAGAAUCUCCAGGCGGCAUAUAUGCUAAAUAAAGAAGAGAAAGGGAACAAGAGAGUCCACACGAUAAAUAAUUACAUGAUACAAACUAAAGUUACAAAGCCUCACAGCGGUUAUACCGUGAAGAAGGAUUUUGUUUCUGAAGAAGAAUGCCGAAACGAAAUCCGUAGACUGGCGUUAGUGUAUGAGUUGGUGUGCGAGGUUGUACGAAAUGUGGAUCGUGGUCACGGGCUAAUAUUACUACUUUUGCUACAAUCCUUCUUUUUGCACUUCAUUAUGACUCCCUAUUAUAUGAUAAACCUGUACCGUGUUCCUGACUUCUUCGCAUCUAUAGGCCAACAGAUAGCCUGGUUCCAUUUCCACGCGUCCAAUGUCAUUCUCAUUGUGGAGCCGUGCCAUCGCGUGCAGCAAGAGGUCCUACGCUUCAUUUUACCUUCUUAA